UGAAAACCAAUGCUAUAGCCAAGUGAAUCAAUUCCCUGUGUGUGCAAAAGACUCCUACACAUUACAAAACUUCAUGGACAAAAUUCAGCGCAUGAAUCUAUUUGUGUGCCACGCGUUGACAUGAUAAAUACAAGGCAAGCUAGUGUGAUCUCGCCUCCAGUGUGCUGACGUUUGUGGCUAUCGGGGAGGAUUUAUAAUAAUGAUGAAUCCCCGCGGUCGUGCGCGCAGGUCCCUGUAAUUAUGGCUGUCGUUCUGCCGCGAAAAAAAAUCCCCUGUUGGAGCAUUUUAUCUUAAUCACUCAACGCCUCUAUUCUAAUUAAUUUGACAAGUUCCCCCCCCCCCCUCACCAACCGCGAAAUCCCUAUUAGUAGACGCAUCCUUAAAUAUGACGAGUCUUUCGAAACGGUCUGUCAUGUGGACGAACAAAAAGAUAAUACCAAGAGUAAAGCACGGUGGAAAAGGUUAAGACGCAGCUUCCCAUAGCUAUUUCCCAGCAGAAAGCCCUGAGCCAUCCCCCUCCCGAGUGCUCCUCAUGUUUCUAUAGUAAUUUCCAGCCAAUGAUCAGUAGGUGUCCACAUCCCAGCUUCCUCACCUCAGCACCAAUCAGCCACACACAGCGACAGGAGACACGGACCGAGCAAACACUAGGCAGCCACACAAUACACCCCGGACCAAGAGGAAACACCUAACCCCUCGAUAUUUUCCCCCACGGUGCUGUGGUGCUCAAGAAAGCUGUUUUUAAACUAUCGCGAUUUUUUUCUUUUUGUACUUUUGUUUUCCGACACAGAAGUCGUUAAAAUGGUUCUUUUGUUUUGAGCGUUGUGUAUGAGAGUGUGUGAGAGAGAGUGUGGUCCUGUAUCUUGUGUCUUAUUUUUCUUCAUUACGCUGAGCAGUAAUGUGCUGCUUUAUAUCGUCAGACUGCUAGCGUCUGGAUUCUGUUCUCACCAGGAAUCUGUGCCGGAGAGGAUAACCCAGGAUGGUAACGUAUUGUUGGUAACCAGCUUCAGCUAGACCAAGGCCAACUCAACCCCAGACUUUACUUUCAGACCCCCUUGAAAACUACCGUCAGCCAUGUCUAAUAUAAACAAUCCACUUUGCAUUGAGAAUGGACAGAAUGCUGACGUGUCUCUCCUGCAAAAGGAUAAUCUUCAGGAUGGUGGAUUAAGCCAGCUGUUGGAUUACAAUGCAGAAAUGGAAAGGUACAGGUCUUUUGCAAACUUUUACAAAACCAACGGGGCAUUUCCACAGACGGCAAAAAUCGCCCGCAUCACGACGCCAAUUUUUCCCAGUGCCAGAAUCGGCGUGUCCCCUUGGAACUGUGAUAACACCAUGCUCUGGGGAAGGAAAUCAGCGGCAAUAAACCCUAAUAGGACCAGCAUGCACAGAAAUGACUCCCAGAGGCCGGGGAAGCCUGGCGUGGGGCCAGAGACACUGCAAAUGGCAAAUAAUAAUUUCCUCUCUACCUUAUCCCCCGAACACUGCAGACCUUUAGCAGGAGAAUGCAUGAACAAGCUGAAAUGCGGCGCUGCUGAAGCAGAGAUAAUGAAUCUCCAGGAUCGCGUUGGAACUUUUUCCGCUAUUCCGGCUUUAGGGGGCAUCUCAUUACCUCCCGGGGUCAUCGUCAUGACAGCCCUUCACUCCCCCGCAGCCUCAGCAGCCGUUACAGACAGUGCGUUUCAAAUUGCCAAUCUGGCAGACUGCCCACAGAAUAAUUCCUCGGCAUCCAGUGGAAACCCAGCCAAGAAGAAAAGGAAAAGGUGUGGGGUCUGUGCGCCCUGCAGGAGGCUAAUCAACUGCGGGGUGUGCAGCAGUUGUCGGAACCGCAAAACGGGCCACCAGAUCUGCAAAUUUAGGAAAUGCGAGGAGCUGAAGAAGAAGCCUGGCUCGUCGCUGGAGGAGCCCAAGAGGGACACACACAGCACAUGGCCUCUGGUGGCACCAUGCCAUAUGGCGCUCGGGAUCUCUAGAGUGGUUUUUGGCAACUCUCUCGCAGAAGGUCAAAUAUCAAGUCAGAGGACUGCAACGAGGACACCAGUCAAUAAUGGAGAAGCGUUCCGAUGGUUCUUUUAGGCCCAACCCUGGUGACAUCACGCUGACAGACGUCAGGCUAUGACUCACUGCAAGAAGCACUUGUGGGCUCCCAAAACGGAACACUCCGACUGUGGAGAAGAAAAGGAAGACUUAAACAGAAAAAAAGAUAAAAAAGAAAA
Molecule: messenger RNA, 2210 nt
Organism: Clupea harengus (Atlantic herring)
Lineage: Eukaryota; Metazoa; Chordata; Actinopteri; Clupeiformes; Clupeidae
Gene: cxxc4
Product: CXXC finger 4
Cellular component (GO): nucleus
Molecular function (GO): zinc ion binding; methyl-CpG binding
Source: RefSeq, a predicted model, not a curated record